CAAUUAAGGGUAAAGGACAAAAUAUUUGAUAAACUUUUUUUCUCCCCCUCCUUCCUCUCCUCUCCUUUCGGUCUGAACGGGACAGGAGUCAUGGGAUACCGAUGGGACCGGGUUUAAAGACGCAUGUUGGGAGUUCUGGAUUCAGUUUGGACCGAAAUGCAUAAAAAAAGUUUUGCAAAUAUCCAGAAACCCCUGAAGAUGAGGAUUAUUUUUGCGUAAUGACGCGCUGAUGGAAGAAAGCUGAAAAGACAGUUUGGGGACACUUCAGUUAAAGUUCGUGGCGCACCGAGGAUUAUUUUUUAAUUUWAUUUUUUUUUACUAGAGAUUACUGGAUUAUAAUCCCUGUAUCUUCAUCCCAUCCUCUCGCCCGCCGGAGGACGAGCGAUGGGGGCCGCGCCGGGCUCUGGUUCGGGCUGGGAGGAUGGCGAGUUCGAGUUCAAGCUGGUGUUCGAGGAGGACCCGCCUGAGCGGCAGCUUCAGGGGCCAGCCCCGGUGCGCGCGGCCGAGCCGGAGAGCUCCAGAGCCGGGGAGGAGAGCUCCGGCGCCCUGCUGCAUCUGGACUCCUCCAGCAGCGGCAUUCUGGGUACAGACAACCAUACAGCUGUCUCUCAUGCGGGACACACAAUCAACAUCCCCAGCCCGCCACCCUCAUCCAAUCAGCGGGCAGGGAUGCAUUCCCCGCCUCCUCGGCGAGCCACCAUCAGGGAAUUUAGCGGAACCUACGAGAGCCUGCCAGCACGCUCUGUUCAGGUUUCAGAGUCUUGUGUGGUCGAGUGCCCCAGCAUCCAGAUAACCACCAUCUCACCUGAGGAGGACACGCCAACCAUACCUGAUUACUGGCACAUGGGUGGCAGUGGCAGGUGGGACAAAGAGCGCCUCUACCUCCCCCUGCUGGACCCCUUCACUUAUCGCGACAGAUGCCCGGGGUCCCUCAGCCCAAGCCCUGCCUCCAGCCCCUCCUCCCGAGGCUGGCUUAGCCCCGCCUCCAGCUGCGACUCCCUGCUGGUGGAGGAGGAGGAGCUGAACGAGGCCACCGGCAAUUUCGGACUCUCGCCGUCCUCGAGGCCGACCUCGCCCGGGGGCAAAAAACGACGAAACUCUCCCCUGGCCUCUCCCUGCACUUCGCGGAGAGGCAGUUAUUCUGAGGAGCUGUACGCGUGUACGCUCGAGGGCGGAGACUCCGCCUCUCAGUCACAAGCUCCACCCAGCAGCUGUGACCUCAACAUCCCGCAGAAAACCAGAAAGACGUCACUGGAACAGCUGUCUCCGAGGGAAGCGGAUCAGGAGCAGACGUCAGGUCACAGCUCACCGUGCCCGCUGCCAGACCCCCAGCAGACCAGGAGAGACCCCCCGCCGCUCAGCAUGGACUACCUACCUGUGCCCCCAGCUCUAGCCUGGGGCAGAACGCGAGCCAGCGCCCACAGUCCUCUAUUCAGGUCCAACGCUCUGCCUCCUCUUGACUGGCCCCUGCCACCCCAGUUCGACCAGUACGAGCUUCGCAUAGAGGUCCAGCCUCGCCCGCACCACCGAGCCCACUACGAGACGGAGGGCAGCAGAGGCGCCGUCAAAGCUGCGCCGACGGGACAUCCUGUUGUCAAGCUGUGUGGAUACACGGAGAGGAAGCCGCUCUCGCUGCAGGUUUUUGUUGGGACAGCCGACGACCGCUCCGUCAGGCCGCAUCCCUUCUAUCAGAUCCACAGGGUGACCGGGAAAAUGGUCGGCACCGCCAGUCAUGAGAGCGUCCAGGCAGGGACCAAAGUGCUGGACAUCCCCCUGAACCCGGAGAACAACAUGACUGCACUCAUCGAUUGCGCCGGCAUCCUGAAACUGAGAAACUCGGACAUUGAGCUGAGGAAAGGCGAAACAGACGUCGGGAGAAAAAACACGCGAGUUCGCCUCGUGUUUCGUACCCACUUCCCCCUGGCACCGCCUGUGGCCCCGCCUGGACGGGUCCUGGCCCUGCAGGUUGCUUCGCUGCCCAUCGAAUGCUCUCAGCGCUCGGCCCAGGAGCUGCCCGUUGUCGAGUCCGUCAAUCUUACUUCCUGCUCGGUGGAAGGAGGGGAGGAGCUGCUGCUGAGCGGAGCCAACUUCCUGCCCAUCUCCAGAGUCCUCUUYAUGGAGAGGGGCACGGAUGGUAAAUUACAGUGGGAGGAAGAGGCUCACGUUGACCGUGGCAACAGCAACGAGUGUUUGCUGUGCGUGAGGGUUCCCGCCUACAGCGACCUCUCCGUCAGUCGGCCCGUCUCCGUCAGUCUGUACGUCUCCAACGGAAAGAGGAAGCGCAGCAGCACUCACUGCUUCAAGUACCUGCCAGUUAUGUUUAAAGAGGAGGACCCUUUGUUGUCCCGGCCCUCGGUGCCGCCUCUGAAUGGGGGUUCUGUGUACCCGGUGGGCGGUCCCCCCAGGAUGGACAGAGGUUUCCACAUGUCAGAUGAUCCAGGCCUUGGUUUCCACCUGCCCCCCUACCCUUCUGCCUACUCGCCUCCCUGCCCCGCCGUCAGCUACCAUGAGGAGUUCUGCUCCAAACCGGACGCCCCGGUGGAGGAGCCCGGCGGGUCCAGGGCGUCCCUGUCAGAGCGCCACCCCAGCUUUGAGAACCUAGAGCUGGGCUUCACCGAGCUCCUCCCCCCUCUGUACCCUCGCGCCCCUCAGCCUUCCUCCCCAUCUCCGUCCCCAUGGCUGGACUCCCCCUACCUGUCCUCCUCCCCCUCCCCGUCCCACUCCUCCUCCCUCAGCCCGUUCCCUACUGAAAGUCCCAUCUCCAACUCCCCUCUGCCUCCCGUCCCCACCUCGCCGUUCCCACAUUGCUCCGCCUACCCUCCGGAGGCGUGUCCCUCCCCUCCGUCCAACCCUUACCAGGACACCUGCCCUGCACCUUUCUCCCACUACGAGGGCUGGGACCCCCAGGGGAGAGUGUUGGGCACGGGACCGGGAGGAGACGGGGAUGCUAAGAUCCAGGAGUGUCCUCUGGAGUUCACCAGCGCUGCCUCGAUUCACCACAUCACCUUUGAAGAAGUGUCAGAGUUCAUUGGGGAGGACAUCCAGGCUUUUCAGUCCGGUUCACACAUGAACAACCAUCCAAACUGAUCUCAGAUCAGCUAAAGACGCCCGUCUGACGUUCAGCAUUGUGUUAAAUUUCUGAUGCACUUGGUAUAAAAAUGCGUUUCUGCAGUAGUCUGUUAUAUUGUCAGAGGACUCUGGUUGUCAAAACACUUUUGUAAUUGAAUUUUGUUCACAAUCGACUGUUUUAUAAAGGAAAAGUAUUGUUUGAAAAAAUGUCAAAUAUAAAUUAUAUUAAAGCUGUG
Molecule: messenger RNA, 3305 nt
Organism: Austrofundulus limnaeus
Lineage: Eukaryota; Metazoa; Chordata; Actinopteri; Cyprinodontiformes; Rivulidae
Gene: nfatc4
Product: nuclear factor of activated T cells 4
Exons: 13
Coding region: 385-3087 (900 amino acids)
Biological process (GO): calcineurin-NFAT signaling cascade; regulation of transcription by RNA polymerase II; cytokine production
Cellular component (GO): transcription regulator complex
Molecular function (GO): DNA-binding transcription factor activity, RNA polymerase II-specific; transcription factor binding; RNA polymerase II cis-regulatory region sequence-specific DNA binding
Source: RefSeq, a predicted model, not a curated record